Messenger RNA from Geosmithia morbida, 1056 nucleotides. Its product is annotated as Isopenicillin N synthase. Bases 1 to 1056 code for a protein of 351 amino acids. NCBI's taxonomy places the organism in Eukaryota, Fungi, Ascomycota, Sordariomycetes, Hypocreales, Bionectriaceae. Gene Ontology annotation, molecular function: dioxygenase activity. The transcript is spliced from 2 exons. The record is from RefSeq and is a predicted model, not a curated record.
AUGGCGACCAAGUACGAGGAUAGGCCUAUUCCCCAGAUCUCCCUGGCCAACUUCGAGUCACGCGUGGACGAAAUCACAGAGCAGCUCGUCACGGCAGCCGAGCAGGUGGGCUUCUUCGCCAUCGUGGAUCAUGGCGUGACAACCGAGCAGAUUGAUUCCAUGUUCGCCAUGUCAGAACGCUUCUUCGCGCUGCCCAACGAGACCAAGAGCACGGUUGCCUGGAACCCCAACAACGUCGGGUGGGAGCACAAGUCUCAGAUCCGGCCGUCAACUGGCGCCGCCGACCAGAAAGAGUCGUACCAGCUGCAGUUCGGCGAGCACAUGAAGGGCAUGUGGAUCAGCGAGGAUGCCUGCCCGGGCUUUCACGACCAGAGCUGGUCCUUCAUGCACCUUGUCCAGGGCGUGUCGGAGAAGCUGAUGAUCUGCUUCGCACGCGGGCUCGGCUUCCCGGACGACUUCUUCGUUCGCGCCCACGACGUGACCAAGCCCAACUGCCAGAGCGUGCUGCGGCUGCUGCACUACUUCGAGACCCCGCGCCCUAGCGGCGGCGGCGACGGCCAGGUCUACCACCGCGCUGGCGCCCACGCAGACUGGGACCUGCUGACUCUGCUGUUCCAGCGAGAGGGCCAGUCCGGCCUGGAGAUCUGCCCCGGCCGCGAGGUCGUCACCGAGUGGGCCUCCGGCAACGAGGCGUGGACCAAGGUCGACUUCGUCCCUGGCAGCAUCGUCUGCAACAUCGGCGACCUCCUCAUGAGCUGGUCCGACGAUCGCUUCAAGAGCACCCUGCAUCGUGUCAAGGCUCCCUGCGAGGAGGGUGACAACUACGACGAGAGGUACAGCAUCGCCUUCUUCAACCAGCCCUCCAAGGAUACCAUCAUCCAGGGCCCGCUCAAGAAGUACCCCGCCGUCACGGGCGAGGAGUUCAAUGCAAAGGCUAUGAAGGUCCAGUUCACCGCUCUGCAGGCUAAGCUUCAGGCCGAGGAGGAGGCCAAGAGGAAGAGGGAGGCGGCCGCUGCCGCAAUGGAUAAGGUCAUUCCGGCCGGGACGGUUGCUUGA